Molecule: messenger RNA, 1568 nt
Organism: Gopherus evgoodei (Goodes thornscrub tortoise)
Lineage: Eukaryota; Metazoa; Chordata; Testudines; Testudinidae
Gene: RPRM
Product: reprimo, TP53 dependent G2 arrest mediator homolog
Exons: 1
Coding region: 79-795 (238 amino acids)
Source: RefSeq, a predicted model, not a curated record
GCUGGCCUGUCACAUCCCCCGCCACCCCCGCUGUGAGACUGACAGCCCUUUAAAACCAACAAAUCUCCAGGUCAUCAAAUGCCGGAGGGUAUUGUGACUCCAGCAGCCGCCCGCCUUUCCUGCCUGCAGCGGCCGGGCAGGGGCGCUCUCCCCUCGGAGCUGCAGGCAGCAGGAGCAGCGAAGACCUCCCCCGGCAGUGGCUUCCCAGGCAGAGAAGUUCCCGCAGCCCCAGCCGAGCAGAAGGAGGCGGCUCCUGCGAGCUUGGGGGGGGGGGGGGAGGAGAGCGCAGAACUCUCCCUGCCUGGAGCUGCCGCUGCCUGGACCUCACCCCGCACCCCAGCCAGCCGCUCGCUCGCUCGUGCUCUGCGGAGCCGGCGCCGCCGCUGCAUGAGGCGCUCCGGGCUGGUCUUCGGGGCCACCUGUUCGGCUCUCCUCCAGCCCGCGCCCGCUCCCGCGCCCCCGGCCAUGAACGCCUCGCUGGGCAAUCAGACCGAGGCGGCGGGGCUCUUCUUCGCCAACAGCAGCGACUCCCUGGAGCGGGCCCUGCGCUGCUGCACCCAGGCCUCCGUGGUGACCGACAACGGCUUCGUGGUGACCGGCCCGGACGAGAGGAGCCUCUACAUCAUGCGGGUGGUGCAGAUCGCGGUCAUGUGCGUCCUCUCGCUCACCGUGGUCUUCGGCAUCUUCUUCCUGGGCUGCAACCUGCUCAUCAAGUCCGAGGGGAUGAUCAACUUCUUGGUAAAGGACCGGAGACCGUCCAAAGAGGUGGAGGCGGUGGUGGUCGGGCCCUACUGACAGCCAGUGCCUCCCGCUGAGGAGCCGGCCAGGAAACAGGUGGCACUUGCCGCAGGCCCUCGCUGCUGCUGCAGCGGCCACGGGUGCCUUUUGUCCGAGCGGGGCAGCCCCACCCCGGGAAGGGGACCGGAGGCGCCUCGGACCCGCUGCUGGCUUGCGGGCUCUGGCACUGCUUGCUGCCCGGGGACGCUGCGAUGCCAGCCCCGGUUCUCCCGCGGCUCCCGAGCAGGGCGGCUGGAGGGGACGGACACAGCCCCAGCAAGGCAGUCAGGGCGCGUCUGCCUCUUGUGUGUGUUACACGGCCGGAGCGGAGCCUUCUGCAGCGCCUUGUAUAUAGUGAUUGUGAUGCACUUCGCUGCUUGGUUUAAAAACAAAGGGGUGGGGUGGGGUGGGGCAGGGGGGUUGGGAAGGAAAGGCUGAUUGUCAAAUGUUAAUUCCUGUUUUAGAGAUUUUCCUUCCACGGGUUUUCAUACGUUUGAUAACAGCCAGGACGCUGGCUCGGUGGGACGCGGGUUGGCAGUUCGUUGCCACUAAACAAACACUAACAACCACCAUGUGAAUGUCUGAAGUUGUCUUUCUACUGUAGCUCUUUUUGUAGCCUGGGUCCGAGUCACUGCUGCGCCUGCGAGAGCCGGCGAGCCUGAAGGCUGAGUCCUCGUUUCUUGUCUAUGAAUUGCACGGUUUACACAGCCAAAAGCUCUCGGGCGGGAACUGUCUUGGUUUGAUUUUUUCUGAUUUCAUUUGCUUUAAUAAAUACAUCUUAAACUUUUUGA